AUGAUGUCCCAACACCUUUCGAGUAUGUUCGAGCAACUCGGCAAUUUCACUAAGAAUAACUUAACGAAUAAUAACAAAGUGGUGAAAGAGAAAGAGAAUAAGACGAGUGCAAACCACGUGGGCGUUGGAGCAACAGGAGUUGGUGGUAAUCAACAAGUAUCUCCUAAGCAUGUGCAUGGUCAGCCACCAGCACCACUGAAAAAGCCAUGUAAACUGAGAAACGUCGCUUCCAGAGCUGAGUCCUACGACACUCUGUACGGCAAUAGCAUCUUGGUAAGUUCUAGUCAUGUAAUUUAA
This is a messenger RNA of Arctia plantaginis, 297 nucleotides long. The record is from the annotation of a GenBank genome assembly. NCBI's taxonomy places the organism in Eukaryota, Metazoa, Arthropoda, Insecta, Lepidoptera, Erebidae.